Molecule: messenger RNA, 2742 nt
Organism: Electrophorus electricus (electric eel)
Lineage: Eukaryota; Metazoa; Chordata; Actinopteri; Gymnotiformes; Gymnotidae
Gene: fzd9a
Product: frizzled class receptor 9a
Biological process (GO): non-canonical Wnt signaling pathway; canonical Wnt signaling pathway
Cellular component (GO): membrane
Molecular function (GO): Wnt-protein binding; transmembrane signaling receptor activity
Source: RefSeq, a predicted model, not a curated record
AGGAGAAAGUUUAGUCUUGCCAUGCGCUCUACUGCGAGAGCGUGACAAAGUUUCGACGCAUGGAUAAUGUACACUAAAACGGCGUGGGACACACAUUAUUUGUUCGUAAGAUCCAGGAACGCCGCAGUUGUAACGGAUAAAACGCAUACAACGUCGAAUGUAAAAAGCAACACAUGCGUAUCGAUAGAGGGAAAAGUUUAAUAUGCGUUACCGGUACACGGCUUGUUUUCGGUUUGACAUUCAACGAACGGAGUACUUACCGUUGUAAAUAAAUAUAGUGAGAUCUUUUUGUGUGAAAGUCGCGCCUGGGAACCUCGUGGAGCCAAUUUUGGAUUAAAUGACGUAGGUUGUGGAUGUUUUACCCAAAAUAUUAUUGUUAUUACUGCGCAACUUUAUCCUAUCUUUGAAAAUGGACCUUUGUUUUAAACCUGACAGACUAUGAAAAAGGUUUUUGCCUAAUAUGCAUGGAUAGAAUGAUCUACUGAUUUAUUUUAUUAUGUGGAGGACUUUAUAAACUACUUUGUCUACUAAUGAUUGCUGUGGAAUGCUUUAAUUCAGUGUCAUUAUUAUGGCCUAUUACGUGAAGAUUGUGAUAUUAUUGUGGUGCCAGCUAAUUGAUGUUGCAUCAUUACUGGAGAUCGGAGCUUAUGAUAUUGAGCGAGGCAGACCAGUGAAAUGUGAACCCAUUACCAUUCCCAUGUGCCAAGGCAUAGGCUACAACAUGACGCGAAUGCCUAACUUCAUGAAGUAUGAAAGUCAGGAGGAGGCAAGCAUCAAACUGAACGAAUUCGACCCCUUGGUGAAGUAUGGCUGUGAUGUGCACCUCCGUUUCUUCCUGUGUUCCCUUUACGUCCCCAUGUGCACGGACCAGGUGUCCACAACUAUUCCGGCUUGCCGUGCUAUGUGUGAGCAGGCACGGCAGAAGUGCUCUCCCAUCAUGGAGAAGUUCAGUUUCAGUUGGCCAGACUCCUUGGAUUGUUCAAAGCUACCCACCAACAACGAUCCUAAUGCACUGUGCAUCGAGGCUCCGGAGAAUGACACCAUGCCCGAGACAAAAAAAGGGGAGGGUAUGCUCCCAGUGCCCACACGGCCCAGGCAGCCUGGUGGUGGGAGCGGGCGAUUAGCUGGCAGCGGGUCCUGUGAGAACCAGGAGAAGUUCCAGUAUGUGGAGAAGAGUGAAUCGUGUGCCCCCAGAUGUUCCCCCAUGGUAGAUGUGUUCUGGUCUCGACAAGACAAGGACUUCGCCUUCAUCUGGAUGGCUGUGUGGUCUGUCCUGUGCUUCAUCUCCACGGCCUUCACUGUCCUUACCUUCCUCCUGGACCCCCAGCGGUUCCAGUACCCCGAGAGACCCAUCAUCUUCCUCUCCAUGUGCUACAAUGUCUACUCCGUGGCUUUUAUCAUCCGCUCUGUGGCCGGUGCCGAGAACAUCGCCUGCGACAGGGAGAAUGGGCAGCUGUAUAUUAUACAAGAGGGCUUGGAGAGUACUGGCUGCACCAUAGUCUUCCUCAUCCUCUAUUACUUUGGCAUGGCUAGCUCUAUCUGGUGGGUGAUUCUCACAUUGACCUGGUUCCUGGCAGCUGGCAGAAAAUGGGGCCAUGAGGCCAUCGAGGCACAUGGAAGCUACUUCCACAUGGUCGCCUGGGGUGUCCCUGCUAUGAAGACCAUAGUCAUCCUAACCAUGCGCAAAGUGGCAGGAGACGAGCUGACUGGACUGUGCUAUGUGGGCAGCAUGGACAACGGUGCCCUGACUGGCUUUGUUCUCGUCCCCCUCUCCUGUUACCUGGUCGUGGGCACCUCGUUCAUUCUGACUGGCUUUGUAGCUUUGUUCCACAUCCGCAAGAUCAUGAAGACAGGAGGCACCAACACAGAAAAGCUGGAGAAGCUCAUGGUUAAGAUCGGGGUCUUCUCCAUUCUUUACACAGUGCCCGCCACCUGUGUGAUCAUCUGCUACGUCUAUGAGAGGCUCAACAUGGACUACUGGAAGUUCCGAGCCCUGGAGACCAAGUGCGUCUCAUUCCCUGGCCGCAGGACAGAGGACUGCUCCCUGGAUUCCUCAGUGCCCAACGUGGCUGUGUUCAUGCUAAAGAUCUUCAUGUCCCUGGUGGUGGGCAUCACUAGCGGUGUCUGGGUGUGGAGUUCCAAGACUCUGCAGACAUGGCAGGGCCUGUGCGCUAGGAAGCUGUCGAUGCGGCCCACCCGCAAGCCCUGCCCCGAUGUUGGCUGCCACUGCCACUACAAAGCAGCUGCGGCGACAGUGCAUCAUACGAUCAAAAUGGACCCAUACACAGACAGCCCCACGUGUGUCUGAGACUGCACCUGUGUGCAAAGGAAAGUGUUUGGUUGGGGGGGUGGUCUGCUAUGGCCGUGCCGAGACCAAACAGACAACGUGACCCAGCGGGAAGCUCGGGUGGGACCAUAGGACAAGUUGCUACACCUGUCAGUGGCACCAUUUGUCAGGAUUCAGGCAGGACACACGCAUGCACAUUUCCUUAAUGGGAAAGACUGUAGCACAACAUUCUGUGGCACUUAGGUUCCUGCAAGUGUAAAUUCAGACAUUUAUGUAUAAUCCCCCAGCAAAUGUUUAUUUAUUAAGACUAUUUAAAUGUCUUAGAUCUGGUAGGUUUGUACGGAAUUGUACAUAAGAGCAGAUAUUAAGCAAAGUUGGAUUUAAGGGAUUUGAAAGUAUGGCAGAUUCAUAAUUUUUUUUGGACAGAAGAAUAAUAAAACUAUAUUUUUCACAAA